UCACUGUUCUCUUUCAGUGUUUGGGUUAGAUUCACUCUAAAAGUGAAUAGUGACUGUAGCUGACAAGCUGCUAACAUCUCCUUUGUUUUCUAUGAAAGAAAGAGUGACGAUUUUAUUUUUGGGUGAACAAUAUAUUGAAGUGGGUCUAAACAAUGCUUUCAUGCUUUCCACGUAGAAGGGAAAAUAUUUUACAUCCAAACAUGCAGCUUUUACUGUAUGUUAUUCACUGAAUAUGCAUUUAGACCAUUCAUUUCCUUUUGCAUUCCAGUUUACCAGAGGUUGUGGUCAGGUACAUUUUUGUCAUGGAAAUCAUUGUGUGUGUGCAUGCAUGAAAUUACUCGAUCCCCCAUUAGGGAGAUUGCUAUCAGCAGAUGUGUUUUAAAAUAAAGCAAUGUGGCAGGUGUGAAAGUUUUCACAAUAGCACAACUUGUGACAACCGAUGCUGAGUGGCUGCAACAGUUUCACCAAGCAGAAGUGAUGGGCCAGCAUCUUUUUGGCAGGAAGGGUGUGAGUUCUCAGUGGUUUCCUCUUUAGUAGUAUCUGACGAGUGAAACCAGUGGUGGGUGCUUGGGGUGUGUUCACUUGGUAGGUUUUGUGGUCUACUGAACUGGAAACUGAAAUAAGUUUGUGCAUAAUGUUUGUGCAUCAGGUUUGAGGAUUGUUUGUUUGUUUGUUUGUUUUUGUGCCAUGCAGAUCUGAUACACUAAACUGAGGUACAUUUGCUGUUGUGGGAUGUGGUUGGUUUUAACUCAUUUAACGUGCAUUUUUCUGACCUUGCACAUUGUGUGUGUGAAAUUUAUUAUCUUGACUGGCUUCAUGUGACUGCGUUUCCGUUCCUUGCUUGCUUCCGCAAUUACUAAAGACAGUGCAGAGAUGCAGAUGACAAGCACUUUGCAUCUCCGAAGAGACUAAGCCAACAGAACCUCCCCAUAAACCGAUGUAAUGGUCUACUGUGAACUUCGCAGAAGAGCGGAGGGCACGAUCCUGGCCACUGGGUGAUCAUGUUAAAAUGCCGAUCAUUGAUCGCCUGUCCGUUCUGCUCGGUCAUGUCGUUGUUCCAGUACUGGUGGUCCUGUUUUUCAUCUCUGGACAUCCACAGGCCUUUCCGUGUAGACUGAUCCAAAGUACGGCUCUGUGCAAAAAUUACCAGCUCUCUGCUGUACCAAAUCACUUACCACAGCAAAUUGAGGAGAUCUUUUUAGAUAAGAACCUGCUCAUUAAUUUACGAGAUGGCUGUCUCUCAAGAUAUCCUAUUCUUCGAACCUUCAGCUGUUUAAACAAUCAUCUAAGGACCGUGGAAGAACAUGUAUUCUCUGAGUCACCUCUUAUAGAAAACCUCAAUUUUGCUGAUAACGAGCUUCAUUAUGGAUACAAGCAGAUGGCGCAGUCAUUAAACUCGUUGUCCCAACUAAAGACUCUUGAUCUUUCAGGUAAUGGUCUCUCUGAGGAGAUGGUGUCUGUGCUACUACAGAAUCUGUCCUCUCUUGAGUCCCUUUACUUGUCCAGGAAUGCUAUGCUGAGAUUGGAUGAGACAACAUUCAGAGACCUUCAGCAGCUUAAGGAGCUGAAUGUAGAGAGGAACGUGUUGUUUGAGAUUGAUGGGGCAUUUGAUCAUAUGAAAAAACUCCAGAGAUUAAAUUUGGCUUUCAACUGCCUUCCAUGUUUGGUCAACUUUGAGAUGACCCAACUGCUGGUCUUAAAUGCCAGCCACAAUUCCAUUGAAUGGUUCAUAACCAAUCAGAAUUUGUCUGAGACUUUUCUGUUGGAGACACUUGAUCUGUCCGAUAAUCACUUACUGUUCUUUCCUUUUCUGCCAACUCACAACCAUAUAAGGACUUUGAUUUUGUCCAAUAAUUGGGUAAGUUUUUACCAGCACUUUGCAAAUGACACAUCUUCAAACUGGACCACGAGCGUUGAGUUCUACAAUUUUGGGCAAAAUGUGGGCAAUAUCACAAUGGAGCUCUGGAAUGAUAGCCUUCAUGGUGACCUUUCCUCUGUGGAGCUCCUGGAUCUGAGUGAGAACAAGGUGAACUACUUCCCUCAGGGGUUCAUUCAACAAAUGCCACGUCUGAAUUGGCUGAGGCUGAAAAGUAACUGCUUACAGUCCUUCAGUUUGACUCCUGAAGAUCUCCCAGUCUCCCUUUAUGCACUGGAUGUAAGCAAAAACCAAAUAACUGAGCUCAAAGCGAGCCAAAGCUCCAUUAAUGAGCUUAAUAACCUCACAUAUUUGAACCUGAGCACAAAUUACAUUCAGAAACUUCCCCCCAAUAUAUUUGCCAAUCUACCCAGUCUGAGCACAGUAGACCUUAGUCAUAACCAAGUAGAUGUAUGUUUUUCUGAAGAGUCAAACUACAGUUUAUCAACUUGUGUUGUGUGGUCAAACAUUGUUACCCUGAAAAAGCUCUAUCUUGCAGGUUGUGGCAUACAAAACAUGCCACCUUUGCCUUUUAAGGGCACGGCAUUAACACACCUCGAACUAUCCAACAAUCCAGAGCUUCACAUCAAACAGGAAUCAUUGGCAGGUCUUAGUAACACUUUGGAGCAUUUGGGACUUGGUAACACAGGUCUACAAGACUUUGACUUCUCUCCGUUCAGCCAUUUGAGGUCUUUAAACAUCUCUAGAAACUCAAUAUCAGAGCUUCCGGAAUCUCUGAUGGCAUUAAACCUGAGACUACUGGACUUGAGGGAUAACAUGUUGACCACCAUCCCAUCCACACAUGCCACCAUGUUAGCUCAGAGACUGCAGGCUGUGUAUAUGAAUGGAAACACCUUCAACUGCUGCCAUUUAGACUGGUACAGGACAUUUGCUGAGAAUAAAGGCCUUAAUGUUGUUGAUAUCGCCGAAAUUACAUGUUUGGACUUUAACCACAGGCGCCAAAAGGUGGUGCUUUUUGACACAUUCCACUGUGGUGGUGUCAGCCAUGAGGAAUCUUUUGUGUGGUAUGUCCUCCUCUUUGUAACUGUCAGUGUUUCCAUUGUAGGCAUUUCUGUCAUUUACCUACUCACCUUCAGGCCAAGAAUGUUGCCUCGUGCUAUUAAGAAGAGGUGCUGGAGACCAACUCCUUAUUGACAAACAUGUUAUUGUAAAACAUAUGUAUGUCUCCAUAAAGUAUGGGACUAUUGCCGUUCUUUUUUUUUUUUAAACUAUACUCUCUGGCACAGAUUUAGGCCAUACUGUAAAAAAGAUCCUGUUGUUUUUACAAAAAACAAAACUGGCAGCUGUGGUUGACAGAAUAAUUAUGCAAAAAUACAGUAAAAAUGUAAAUAACUUGACAGAACAACAUGUACAUUUUACAGUUUAAAACUAAUUUACAUAACCAUGCUGGCACUGUAAAACUUUUUUUUUUUAAAGUUACAUUUACAGUAAAAAAGAAAAAAGUCAUAUACGUGUUAUUAACUUACUGAAACUAUAAACAUCUGCUUUUUACUUUAUAAGGUAUUUUCAACCACCAUAAAUAUUACAAAAGAGCACAUGAUGACAUGAAUUUCACCAUAGUGGCUCUUCCAGGAGCAAUGACCUAUAAACAUGUAGUGACAGCGCUCAGUUGUACACACACAGAUCGGAACACUAAACACCAUCAGAGUAACACAUGUGAAAUUUAAAUAAUGCAGUAUAUAUUAACUAAACAACAUCAGAUAUAAAACAGAACACCCCAAUGUAUGUAACUGAUAUUAAAAAUAAGAAACAUAACUAUUCCCAUAAAAUAUAAUGAAAUUUGAUGGGUCAUGUAGGGAAUUGUGGAAAUGCCCAAUUAUAUAUUAUUUUACUGUAAUUUUAAUUUAUUGUAAAAAGUACAUAUACUGUCUAAUUAAACAAUGUACAUUUUUAACAUUAAUUAGACAGGAAAAUCAUACUAUUUACUUAAAAAAAAAAAAAAUGAAAUUUUUUACAAAAUAUUUGUUUCAGAACGUUAAAAACAACUGUAUUGUCUUUUUAAAUAUAUUUUAAAAAUGUACUGUAUAUAUUUUACAGUUAAUACUCGUUAAUCAAUUUAAAAAAAAAACAUUCUGUAGCAUUUUUACAGUCU
Molecule: messenger RNA, 4028 nt
Organism: Xyrauchen texanus (razorback sucker)
Lineage: Eukaryota; Metazoa; Chordata; Actinopteri; Cypriniformes; Catostomidae
Product: transforming growth factor beta activator LRRC33-like
Exons: 3
Coding region: 1010-3070 (686 amino acids)
Molecular function (GO): protein binding
Source: RefSeq, a predicted model, not a curated record